Molecule: messenger RNA, 1998 nt
Organism: Chelmon rostratus (copperband butterflyfish)
Lineage: Eukaryota; Metazoa; Chordata; Actinopteri; Chaetodontiformes; Chaetodontidae
Gene: slc34a1b
Product: solute carrier family 34 member 1b
Exons: 12
Coding region: 1-1998 (665 amino acids)
Biological process (GO): intracellular phosphate ion homeostasis; sodium-dependent phosphate transport
Cellular component (GO): apical plasma membrane; vesicle; brush border
Molecular function (GO): sodium:phosphate symporter activity
Source: RefSeq, a predicted model, not a curated record
AUGUCCUCCCGAUCUAUAACUAUAGUGUCCUCUGGAAGGAGCGCAGGGCUCGACUACAGCGGGUUGAGGAUGCAUGGCACUCAUCUCUCCUCACAGCCCAAAGUCCCGCUGGAGGAGGACAGGGAGUCCGGCAUCGGCUCCACCCUUGACCUCAGCAGCAGCUACUACAAACAUACCAAUCACCACCUCAAUAAACUUUCCCUCAGUGAAGCAGACAGGCUCCCUAAAGAGAAAGAUAGCUCCCCACAGACCACAGCAGUGAGCCCGAAUAAGAUAAAACAACUCCUUGUAACUAUAUCCAAGAUCCCUCUCCUCUUCGUCCUCCUCUUCUUCUUUGUUUGCUCCUUGGACACUCUGAGCUCUGCCUUCCAGUUAGCAGGGGGUAAAGUGGCGGGGGACAUUUUCCAGGACAACGCGGUGCUCUCCAACCCCGUGGCAGGGCUGGUGGUGGGCAUCUUGGUGACUGUGCUGGUUCAGAGCUCAUCCACCUCCACCUCCAUCGUCGUCAGUCUGGUGGCCUCCGGAUUGCUGGAAGUGAGUUCGGCUGUUCCUAUCAUCAUGGGUUCCAACAUUGGGACUUCGGUCACGAACACCAUCGUGGCCAUGAUGCAAGCGGCAGAGAGGACGGAGUUUCAACGGGCCUUCGCCGGGGCAACGAUCCACGACUGCUUCAACUGGCUCUCGGUCCUGGUUCUGCUGCCGCUGGAGGUGGCGAGUGGCCUCAUGACCCGGCUGUCGCACCUGCUGGUCACCAGCUUCAGGCUCCAGCCCGGGGAGGAAGCACCCGAGCUGCUCAAGGUCAUCACCGAGCCCGUCACCAAGCUCAUCAUACAGCUAGAUGAAUGUGUGAUCACGGGGCUCGCUAUGGGAAAUGAGGACAUGAGGAACAGGAGCCUGGUGAAAGAAUGGUGCCAGACUGACCUUGUUAUGUCCACUGACAAUGCGAGUACCGACAACUGUGGCCCUGACAACUUGUCCCAGUCGUCACUGAAGUGUCGGCAUUUGUUUGUGGCUUCCGGGCUGUCAGACCUCAGCGUGGGCCUGAUUCUCCUGGCAGGCUCAAUGGCCGUCCUCUGCACCUGUCUGCUGCUUCUAGUCAAGCUGCUCAACUCUCUCCUUAAAGGCCAAGUAGCAAAGGUCAUCCACAAAGCCAUCAACACAGACCUGUCAUAUCCGUUUGGGUGGCUGACAGGAUACAUGGCCAUGGUUGUGGGUGCAGGGGUAACAUUCGUGGUCCAGAGUAGCUCUGUCUUUACCUCAGCCAUGACCCCACUUGUAGGUAUUGGUGUGAUCAGUCUGGAGCGGGCCUAUCCUCUCACCCUCGGGUCCAACAUUGGCACCACUGCCACAGCCCUGCUGGCAGCUCUGGCCAGUCCUGGGAACAAGCUUGCAGCAGCCAUUCAAAUUGCUCUGUGUCACCUCUUCUUCAACGUCUUUGGCAUCCUGCUGUGGUACCCUCUUCCCUUCCUGCGUCUGCCGAUAAGGAUGGCUCGAGUCCUGGGUGAGCGCACCGCUAAGUACCGCUGGUUUGCAGUCUUGUACCUUCUCCUUUGCUUCCUGCUCCUGCCCUCUCUGGUGCUCGGCCUCUCGCUGGCAGGCUGGCGGGUCAUGGCUGGGGUUGGGGCGCCCUUUCUGGGCGUGACCGUCUUCGUCGCCAUAGUGAAUGUGAUGCAGGCCCGCAGCCCAAGGCACCUGCCCACUCAGCUCCGGACGUGGGACUUCUUGCCCCAGUGGAUGCGCUCUCUCAAACCACUCGACCGCUUGAUCACCAGGGCAACCGUUUGCUGCAGCAUCGCGCGCGAGGCGGGGAGGGGAGAUCACGAAGAGGAGCGCAUCUCAACGCAGAUGACCUCUGCUAACCAAGAGAAAGAGUCCGCGCAGAGGAAGGCAGAGCUGGCUUAUGACAACCCAGCCCUGGACUGCCUGGAUGAGAAGACACCAGGCGUACGUGUUUUCAGAUUAAAAGGGUUAGAGAGGUGCAACAGCACUCCACUGUAG